Molecule: messenger RNA, 517 nt
Organism: Cajanus cajan (pigeon pea)
Lineage: Eukaryota; Viridiplantae; Streptophyta; Magnoliopsida; Fabales; Fabaceae
Source: RefSeq, a predicted model, not a curated record
AAUAUAAUUCACCACUUUCUCUUCAUCUUUAAUUUCCCUUCAUAAUUCCUAUCCUCUGUCAGUUCACUCAUCUGCGUUUGCAAGCAUGGUUGAUAAGCAACCCCACUUGAACGGUGGCUAUUACGGUCCCGCCAUUCCCCCUGCGGAGCAACCACGCUACCGCCACAACCAUGGAAGAAGCUGCUGUUGCUGCCUCUUCGGAAUCUUCUGGAAGAUUCUCGUUACCCUCAUCGUCCUCGUUGGCCUCGCAAUCCUCAUCUUCUGGCUCGUGGUUCAACCCCGUUCCUUCAAGUUCUAUGUAACGGAAGCAGAGCUAACUCAGUUUGAGUAUGAUACCAACAACAACACCCUUCACUACAACAUGGUGCUCAACUUCACCGCACGCAACCCCAACAAGAAGCUCAGCAUAUACUACGACAAAGUAGAGGCAUUAGCGUUCUACGAGGACACCAGGUUCGCCAAUUACGAUGUCAUAACGCACAUCAACUCCUUCCGCCAAUACAAGAAGAGCACCAAC